AUGUCAUCGUCCCCUUCGAAGUUGUUCACUCCCCUUCAAUUGGGCUCCAUCGGAGCCCUUCAGCAUCGGGUGGUCUUGGCUCCUUUGACUCGAAACCGCGCGACAGAGCCCGAGUUGGCGCCAUCGGACACUGCAGUGCAGUAUUACCGACAAAGGGCGAGUCCUGGAGGUCUCCUCAUCACGGAGGCGGUACACAUCAGCCCGGAGUCUUUAGCCUAUCCCUCAACUCCAGGCAUAUGGUCCACAACUCAAGUGGAAGCUUGGAGGCGGGUGACGCAAGCUGUACACGAACGAGGUGGGCUGAUCGUGUGUCAGCUGUGGCAUACGGGACGCGUAGCACAUCCGGAUUUUGCCAAGCACCCUUCUAAUGUAGGGGAACGGCAUCGGCCUGGGGUAUCGGCAAGUCAGGUGCAGAUUGUGAGCCGCAGCGGGAAGCCAGGAAAAACUCUCACAUACGAUGGCAUCAGGGAUUUUGCCGUUCCCCGAGAACUAUCCGUGGAAGACCUUCAGCGGCUCAUAGACGACUACACCCUUGCAGCUCAGAAUGCAAAAGCCGCUGGAUUCGAUGGUGUGGAGGUUCACGCAGCGCAUGGAUAUUUGAUCGAUCAGUUCUUGAACAACGGAGUCAACUGUCGUACAGACCAGUACGGUGGUUCGUGUGAGAACCGGUGUAGGCUACUCCGACAGGUGGUUGAGGCUGUGUCCGGUGUUUGGGCAGAUGGCAAAGUGGGAGUCCGACUGUCUCCACACGAUGCACCAAACGGCGGCAAUACAUUCUACGGCUGCACGGACUCUAACCCGGAUGCCAUUUAUUCGCAUGCCGUUCAGGCCUUGAACGAGUAUCCGCUUGCGUAUUUGCUCGUCACCGAGCCGCGGUGGGUCGGCAAGCACGAUGCCAAUCCUGAGAAGGAUCCAGGCUUUCAAAUGCCUUUGAUCAAUCUGCAGAAGUAUCGCUCGCUGUUCCACGGUGUCAUGAUUGGAGCAGGAGGCUUCACGCCGGCCUCUUCCUACGAAGCUUGCAUGGAGGACAGACAGGGAUAUGAUGCCAUCGCAUUUGGACGUUGGUUCAUUUCAAAUCCCGACUUGCCAGCACGAUUGAAGGCCUGGCAUCAGAGCAAAUCUUCGAGAGACCGUCAGGAACCAACCAGGGACCCUCCAUGGCUCAACCGGUACGACCGGAAUACGUUCUAUGCAUCUGGGGCAGAAGGCUAUAUCGAUUAUCCCUCCAUGGAGUAUGAGGGAGCUGCUUUGAGCAGCAAUGCUACAACAUCAAUCGAACAUGAAGGGAUGAUUGCAGGGAAGUACCAGCUAAUGGAUCCUUCAAAAGUUGGCACAAGCUUGACAGCCACAGAGAACACGGAAGCAAGAAGUAAGCUGUAA
Symbiodinium necroappetens is the source of this 1380-nucleotide messenger RNA. The record is from the annotation of a GenBank genome assembly. Lineage: Eukaryota; Dinophyceae; Suessiales; Symbiodiniaceae.